Molecule: messenger RNA, 3552 nt
Organism: Ostrinia furnacalis (Asian corn borer)
Lineage: Eukaryota; Metazoa; Arthropoda; Insecta; Lepidoptera; Crambidae
Product: TBP-associated factor 6
Exons: 12
Biological process (GO): transcription initiation at RNA polymerase II promoter; RNA polymerase II preinitiation complex assembly
Cellular component (GO): transcription factor TFIID complex; SLIK (SAGA-like) complex; SAGA complex
Molecular function (GO): protein heterodimerization activity; transcription coactivator activity; RNA polymerase II general transcription initiation factor activity
Source: RefSeq, a predicted model, not a curated record
AUUUUGACAAACAAUUUGUCAAGCUGUGACCCAGCCAAGUGUGUUGUUUUUCUCGUAAAAUGUUUGAAUAAAUAAAUAUUCACAAUUUACAAAUAAAAGUGUGUUUUUAAAUUUCCAUCUGAUAUGUAGGUAGUUGCAUUUGAUGUAACAAAAUUUCAUAAUAACAAUCAAAGAGCAGAAUCAGUUGUGCUCCAAAAUGGGCGAUUCGGAGUUUGCUUACGGAUCUUCAAUAUCCCUUGAUUCCAUGAAAGUAAUAGCGGAGAGUAUAGGAAUAGCAAACCUUGGAGACGAUGCUGCUAAAGAAUUAGCUGAUGAUGUAUCAUAUCGCCUGAAAGUGAUAGUUCAAGAUGCAAUGAAGUUCAUGCAUCAUGCGAAAAGACAAAGACUGUCCAUUACUGACAUAGAUCACACAAUGAAAACCAAAAAUAUUGAGCCUCAGUAUGGAUUUAUACAGCCGGAUUCACUUCCAUUCAGGUUUGCUUCCGGUGGUGGCAGAGAGCUUCAUUUCAUUGAAGAGAAAGAGAUAGACUUGUCUGACAUACUCUCUGCCCCACCGCCUAAAGUGCCACUGGAUGUAUCGGUGAGGGCACAUUGGCUAAGUGUGGACGGGGUGCAGCCCACGGUGCCAGAGAACCCUCCACCGCUUUCAAAAGAGGCACAGAAGCUUGAGUCUGUUGACCCUAUUACUAAACUUAGCAAGCCAACCAAUAAAGAUGCUGCAGGGAAACCCAUGUGUGGUAAGGCAGCAAGACUAAAAGCGUCCGAGUCUGUUCACGUGAAGCAAUUGGCCACUCACGAGCUUAGCGUGGAACAGCAACUUUACUAUAAGGAAAUAACAGAAGCCUGUGUCGGUAGCGAUGAAGGGAGGAGAGCGGAAGCACUACAGUCCCUUGCCUGUGAUCCUGGUCUUCAUGAGAUGUUGCCUCGUAUGUGCACAUUUAUCUCGGAGGGUGUGAAAGUGAAUGUGGUACAAAACAACCUAGCAUUACUUAUCUAUUUGAUGAGAAUGGUAAAGGCAUUGUUGGACAACCAGUCUUUGUACUUGGAAAAAUAUCUACACGAACUCAUCCCCUCUGUGUCGACGUGCAUCGUGUCGCGGCAGCUGUGCCUGCGGCCCGAGAUGGACAACCACUGGGCGCUGCGGGACUUCGCCGCGCGGCUCAUGGCGCAGAUCUGCAAGACCUUCAACACGUCCACCAACAACCUGCAGACGAGGGUCACCAGAUUAUUCGCUAAAGCGCUUCAAUGCCCGUCGCAGACCAACAACGAGACGGGCGUCGGGCCGUCUAUGGUCACGAGCAUGAAGGAGUCCGAGAAGACUCCGCUCGCCUCUCUUUAUGGGGCCGUGCAGGGAUUGGCUGAGCUUGGACCCGAAGUCAUAAAGGUGUUCAUUCUGCCCCGCGUGCGGUGGCUCGGAGAGCGCGUCGAGGGCGCUCUGAGCGGGCUGGGCGGCGCGGACCGGCUCGCCGCCGGGAACCUCAAGCACCAGCUGUUGAAGGUGCUAGCCCCGGUGGUGCGCCAGCUGAGACAGCCGCCCGACGUGCCCGAGGAGUACAAACGCGACUAUGGUUACCUCGGACCGAGUUUGCAACAGAUGGUGGGCAAGCUUCGCGCGUCGCCGUCAGCGAGCGGCGGCGGCGGCGCCGUGGCCGUGGUCACGUGCACGCCGCCGCUCGUGCCCGCGCCCGCCGCGCCCGCGCCUUCGCCGUCGCCAAGCAAUUCAACAUAAUUCUCUCUUGCAGAGUCGCUGGGCACCCGUAACGUGGUGAUCGCGUCGCCCGCGCCGCAGUCGCCGGCGCCGGGCACGCCGCCGCCGCAAAAGUUCGUCAUCGUCGCCUCCCAGCAGAAACCGCCACAGGCGCAGCCAGCCGGCGGCCAUAUCGUGGUCCACAGCUCACAGCCCACGAUCGUGCGAAGUCAGAACGUCCAGUCGGUGGUGGUGACCAGCGGGCCGGCGGGCGCGCAGCCGCCGCAGAAGGUGAUGGUGGUGGGCGUGCAGCCCGCCGCCGGCCAGGUCAGCCAGGCGCCGGUGUCGGUGGUGACGAAGCCGGUGUUCGCGCGCGGCGCGGCGGGCCAGCAGCCGCCGCCCGAGCUCGACGACCUGUCUCAUCUCGCCUGACAGCCGCGCACCUUCAGCUUCACAAUAGUCAAGCAGUACACAAGAAAAAAACCGCAAUAGCAACCUGCGCUUCGAUACUCACAAUAGUGACGCUUAGUGCGCGUUCUUGCACACGCGGAGCUUGAAUAUCGCUUAAAACUGUGGUUUCCGCGCGCAUUUAUAAUAUCAAUUGGACAAUUCUCAGUGCUUAGGGCACGUUGACGUUUUAGAGAUGUGUAUAGUAAAUGUGUGCAAACGGCGCCAAGACCACGCCGCACACUUCGUGCAUGAACGUGACCUUGGGUGUGCUCUACACAGAAAAGAUGAGUCGAAAUUAAGAAUGAAUAAAUCUCAGUUAAAAAUAAUGAAUAACCCAUAUCAGUAUCUUUUUUGUGUGGAACAUAGUAUUGAAUGAAAUCAGUAACGAUUGAAAAUAGUUUAUAAUAUUUUCUAGAUAUUUAAAGACGGAAUACGUUAGUAAAGUAAAUCCUGUUCUUUUUUGUGAUCGACUUCAUGCAUUUUUGCAGCGUUAUUAAGAGGUUCUAUUUUUUUUUAAUAAUUUUAUUAAGUUGCUCAAAUUGAACAAGCAUUUUUAUUUAAAAAAUAUGAAAAUUUUCAAGUUAAAUAUCGCCCACAGUAUUUAAAGAAUUUGUUGUGUUUGAGCAGCAGAGUAAUAAUUUAAGUUAAACAAUGAAAUGUGACCACAAUCAUAUUUAAUAUUGUACAAUUUAUUGACAAUUUUAUUUGUGUAAAAUAGGUUUAUUACAAGCUGUACCUAUACAAUUUUAUACGAAAUACGAAUGACGCCGAGUCGGUAUAGAAAUAAUAGGUGUCUGAUAUAACUAAAUAUUAUAGCAAUAAUAGAUCCAACUGUCUUAAAAAUAAUUUCCAUGUACAUUAUUGAUGUUGUAAUUAGCAAUUUUAUUGUUAUGAUUAAUACAUUCACAUUCAGAUGUAUUCUAUCGAAUACUUAGUUGCUAUGUUUUAAGUUUUUGUUCCUAAGAAAAAUACGCUACAGACCACAAUGCCUAUUGGCACGAUAGAGGAAGAAAGAUCACUUCUUCAUCAAAGUGAGUAAUAUUUUUAGGGGCGCAGUAGCGCUUUUAGAAUAUGCUAUUUUCUGAAAUCACUCCACUUUAUGUGCUCUAAGCGCUCCUCUGCGCUAUUGUUUCAAAAAUCAAGAACUUGUGGCGUUAUAAGGUAUAAUAUUAAUAUUUGUUUGUAAGUUUAUUAUUGAUGUCAGUAGAUUUUAUUAAGUAUCAUUAAUAAGUAUAGUAUGUCGACUAAACACGUACCACGAUACAAAUAGUGUAAUUGGUAUACCGACUCUUACUAAAUCUGGUAAAUUACAGCACAAAACAGAAUUAUGUAUCAUGGGCAAAAUAUGCAAUUUUCUCAAUUUUUUAUGUAAAGAAAUAUAAAUUGAUAAUCAAUUAAUAAAUGCUAUGAUAUUA